Ostertagia ostertagi is the source of this 951-nucleotide messenger RNA. NCBI's taxonomy places the organism in Eukaryota, Metazoa, Nematoda, Chromadorea, Rhabditida, Trichostrongylidae. The record is from the annotation of a GenBank genome assembly.
UCCUCAUCUUGUUCAAUACCAGAGUUCGUGUGCAACCUUGGCGCAUGGCUUUCGAGGUCUCCCAUACUGAAAAGUUAUGCGGACAUCCUGAAUAAGAGCGAGGAGACAGAAUCGUUGUUGAAGGUGGAUGAGUGCAUCAAGCAUGAUGCACUGCAUGUAUUCCGAAAGGCUAUUGCGGAACCUUUGCUACAGCUUGAACUGUCUCGAUCAGUUCAGGGCAGUCUGGUGAUAGUCGUCGAUGGCACCGAUGAGGCAGAAUUUCAUCGAAGCGAGGAUGGAAGGUCGAUAGGAACAUUUAUUUGCACCUUGAUACCACAUCUUCCUCCAUGGCUGGACAAUCACCUACUGUCGAAUCCUCGUCGAUCAAUCAUCGAUCCUUUUGGAGAUUUAGUCGAUCGAAUAGUGUAUGCCGCGAACGGAAAUGUGCUCUACAUUCGCUUAUUGCUCCGACUUGUCGAAACGGGCAGAUUACCCUUGAGAUAUUUGUUGCAAACGAAUUUACCCGCAGACGAUCUCGAUCUCUAUGGAUUAAUUAUGGAGCUGACGUUCACAUCACCAGCGACAUUUGCCCGAGUUGCGCCAGUCCUAGACGUGUUUUUGGCGUCACUCCGACCACUUGAUCGGAACACGCUCCUGUCAGUGUUCAACUCUCCAAAAUCAGAUGUACCAAUGAUGGACAUGCAGCUGGAUGAAAUGCACGGUCACAUCCUCUUUGCCUUACAUCUGACCCAUCAAGCACCGUUGAGCUCUGUUCAACUGUUUGAGUUAGCUCAUCAUCUUCUCAAAGCACAUCCGUACAAAUAUAUGCAUGGAAAAUAUAUGCCUGAGUUCACUUCUUUGAAAGAUGGUCAAAUCGAUUGGAUAAAGCAAUGCUCGGAGGACAUUCGAAAGGCACUGUUCAACCAUCGGAAUAUGUUUUUCCCUAAUACAAAGGCAAGUGAUCAUAAAUGU